CUUGCCGUUUUUCCCCUUUACAAUCAGACGUCUAACGCGUCCUUUCUUUUUCUUCUUCUCUACUUUUGCCCCAUGAGGCUUUUUUAUCACACCAUAGCAGUUCGUCACAAAUACAAGACUAAUCGCAUGACAUGCAUGGAUGUACCCCGCAAAAAAGCAACCAGUAAGCAAAAAAUAAUCAGAGUAAAAACAAAACUUACACGUCUACCCCGCCUGUCAAAACAUACCAGACAAACACUCAUACAUGCAUCUACACACACAUGUUGCCAAAAGUAG
This is a messenger RNA of Bipolaris zeicola 26-R-13, 276 nucleotides long. RefSeq lists its product as uncharacterized. NCBI's taxonomy places the organism in Eukaryota, Fungi, Ascomycota, Dothideomycetes, Pleosporales, Pleosporaceae. The transcript has a single exon. The annotation marks the transcript as partial. The record is from RefSeq and is a predicted model, not a curated record.